CAGGGCAAACGAAAGAAGUCAAGCAGACAGCCGCAAGGACCGCGAAAGAGAGAACCUCUACCCUCAACAUUUGCCUGCUUGUUCUGUAAUCACGAAAACUCCAUUGUGGUAAAACUAGACAAGAAGCUAGGCCUGGGAAACUUAUCUUGUAAAGUGUGCGGGCAGAGGUUUCAAACUGGUAUCAAUUAUCUUUCUGCUGCUGUCGAUGUUUACUCGGACUGGGUGGAUGCAUGCGAUGCUGUUGCCAAAGAUGCUGCCAAUAAAUAUGAAGAAAACGAUUCCCGUGGGAUGCGCUCGCAGGAUUAUCCUUCUUUAGAGCAGCCAGAUGUCAGUGAACGUAUGAAUGCUUAUACUGAAGAUUAUUAA
Aspergillus wentii DTO 134E9 is the source of this 366-nucleotide messenger RNA. RefSeq names its product transcription elongation factor 1 family protein. Gene Ontology annotation, molecular function: RNA polymerase II complex binding. The transcript has 3 exons. The annotation marks the transcript as partial. NCBI's taxonomy places the organism in Eukaryota, Fungi, Ascomycota, Eurotiomycetes, Eurotiales, Aspergillaceae. Gene Ontology annotation, cellular component: transcription elongation factor complex. The record is from RefSeq and is a predicted model, not a curated record. Gene Ontology annotation, biological process: transcription elongation by RNA polymerase II.